GGAAAAUCGAAAGUCCAGAUAAACAAAUAAAUACAUACAACGCCACUCCGCUCCGAUGGCAUGUAUAUCUAACUCAUAACAAUAGAAACAUCCCUUGCUCUCAAUAGCUAUAAUUUCCCAAACAAAAUAUAGUAAGUUUUUAAUUGAAGGCAUGGUUUUACAGCAGACAAUUUGAUAUACACCCUCUUCGUCCGCCAGUCGUCCCCGCAAACCGCAAAUCAACCGCAAACCAAGCACUGGUUACCCCUCUAUUUUCCUAAAGUGCGCCCCUGUUUAUCCACCAUUUUGUGCCCGCCUGGCUUCUGCUAGCCAAUAUGGUUCUCGACUAUAGCAAAUGGGAUGCCCUCGAGCUCUCUGAUGACUCCGAUAUCGAGGUGCAUCCCAACGUCGACAAACGGUCUUUCAUUCGCGCGAAACAGAAUCAGAUCCACCAACAGCGCAUUCAGCGCCACCAGGAAAUCGAAAGCCUGAAAUACUCCCGUAUUAUAAACGAUGGACUGUUAAAACGCAUUGAUGCUCUGAUAACCUCACUCAAGAGCCAUGAAGACAGCUCCAGGAACCCAGAUGAGCUUAUUUUCCAGGCCCUAAUCGAGUCUGCUGGCGACCCUAACGAAGAUACUCCCCCGCCAGCUCCUGAAGGUGUAUUUACGCAGGAAAAGGAACAGCCCAAGUACUCGCAGAUGAUGGGGUCAUUGGUGGACCAGGUCAAGAAAGAGCUGGAUGAAUCCAAAACGGAAAAUCGGUUCCAGGACUACAUAAAAGGUGUGGAGGGGCAUAAGAAUAAAGUCUUGGACCUACAACAGCAGUUAUUGGAGAAGCUCGCUGAGUUGGAGAAAGAGGAGUCCAGAAAAAUUACCAGCGAAAGCAUACGUACCGGCUUUGACAGCAGCUUUGUUAACAAGUCGAAACCCAAAGCUACGGAAUCUGAGGAGAAGAAAACGGGAGCUACUACUUCGGUUGAGCUGCUGAAUCCAGGUGCAGCCAAGAGCACAAAUGAGGCAGACGUAGUCUCCUCUGGAGCUGAAGCUGAUGUUGAAGACGAGGGAGAUGAAGAUAACAUUAAGGUCACCCCGCUGGCUAAGCGAUUUGCCAAAUUCAAAAUCGGCGACUACAGCGGUUGUCUGCAAUUCAUCGCUGAUCACCCGGAGAUUCUGACGGAGCGCAAGACGGAUGAACUACUUAUGGAAGGCUUCGACGCCCAGCUAUCCGGGAAUGAAGAGUAUGCCCGCCAAUGUGUGCAUCAAGGCUUACUGCUUCAAUACUGUCGCUCUCUUGGCCGUGACGGCGUAGGCCUCUUCUUCAAGCGCAUAACCACAAAGGACCACAAAGCCUCCGUCCUCUUCUACAACGACGUAAACGAAACAUACGGCAAGAUGAAAACGCGCGCCGCAGAGCUCGCCAAGAACGCCACCGGCGGCCCUACAGAGGUUGAACAAAUCCAGCUCCACGCCGUCGACCCGAAUACGAAACUCAACAUCAAAAUCCCCUCGCCCGAAGACACGGAUGCCGACUCGGUUGCGGCGAUGGAGAUGUUCAAAACCUUCCCGCCCGGCCUGCAGCGGGCGCUUCAAUCCGAGAGCCUGGAUGAAGUUAAUAAGGUUCUUGGGAAAAUGAGUGUGGAGGAGGCAGAGGAGAUUGUGGAAAAGUUGGGGAAUAGUGGGAUUUUGACGAUGGAGGAAGGGAUUGUGGAUGCGACGACGGAGGAGGGGAGGAAGUGGUUGAAUGAGAUGGAAGGGCAGAAGGGGAAGGGAGAGGAGGAGGAGAAGGGAGAGGAAGGGAAGGAGGGAGAGGAGGGAGAGAAGGGAGAGGAAGAGAAGAAAGAAGCUGUUGGGGAUCCUGAGUGAAUAGGAAGAUUGUUUCGGUGUACAUUUGAGGGGGCGUGGGUUUUUUUUUACUUUUUUUUUUUUUUUUUUUUUUUUUUUUUUUUUUUUUUUUUUUUUUUUUUUUUUUGCGGAUGAACCAUGGAGUGCCAGGGAGUGAUAAUUACUAAUCUACUGUGAGAAGUUCGUUCUAUCUACUGUCUAUGAAAAAAAGCCAAGGUGAGGGGGAGGGGGUUAUCUGAUUUUUGGCAUUCUUUUACAUACCGAACAGCUAACUAACUCAUGAACUCAUUCAGAAUGCAUGCAGCUGACAACUAACUCGAAGCAAAGCACAAAGGUCUCACUCACUCUACCAAGAAGGAACAAUAAUGAAAGUGAAAAAAAUCAAUGGGGUUAAAUAGUGUUACAUCCCACACCAGGAGUCAUUUACAAUUUUCGAAGCCCUGUUCUUUUGUUUCUCCUUCCCAUUUGAUAACCCUGAUCACAUCUUACUCUUAAUGCCCCUGACAAUGUAAUGUAUGUACAUGUACAGCACAUUAACUAUGACCACACCUUUCACCGUUGUAUGCUGUAUAAAACAAGUGCCAUAAAACUUGAAAAUGAAACAACAAAUAUUGGGCGAAAAAAAUAGUAGAGGAGCUUGGAUACUAUAGUAUAGUGUCAGCCAAGAUUUACUUUGUCAUGGAUGACUUCU
Messenger RNA from Blastomyces gilchristii SLH14081, 2514 nucleotides. RefSeq names its product cell division cycle protein 37. Lineage: Eukaryota; Fungi; Ascomycota; Eurotiomycetes; Onygenales; Ajellomycetaceae. The transcript has 2 exons. Gene Ontology annotation, cellular component: cytoplasm. Gene Ontology annotation, molecular function: protein kinase binding; heat shock protein binding; protein-folding chaperone binding. The record is from RefSeq and is a predicted model, not a curated record. Bases 315 to 1844 code for a protein of 509 amino acids. Gene Ontology annotation, biological process: protein stabilization; protein folding.